Messenger RNA from Acanthopagrus latus (yellowfin seabream), 2138 nucleotides. Its product is annotated as prolactin-like. The transcript is spliced from 5 exons. Gene Ontology annotation, cellular component: extracellular region. Gene Ontology annotation, biological process: positive regulation of receptor signaling pathway via JAK-STAT; response to nutrient levels. NCBI's taxonomy places the organism in Eukaryota, Metazoa, Chordata, Actinopteri, Spariformes, Sparidae. Bases 917 to 1603 code for a protein of 228 amino acids. Gene Ontology annotation, molecular function: hormone activity. The record is from RefSeq and is a predicted model, not a curated record.
AGGGAGAUGCAGCUCUCUGAUUGACCACAGUAGUCCCAUGUUCCCCUGAAAGUAUCGAGAGGGUAAAAAAUAAUUUCAGUUUUCUCUGAAAAUGUAAAAAAAAAUAAUGUUGUGAUUUGCAUUUACAAAUUGGCCUUUCAGUGAUGUGAAAAGUGGCUCUGGAUAAGAAGUGAAACUGCUCAGAAUGAUACGUGACAGUGGAUGACCUAUGGUAUUAACCAUACUAUCUAGCACUAAUGAGAAGAUAAAUCACUCACUUUACAUUUGAAUAGCCUCAUUUUCAUUACCAGGCUGAACAAUUCUUCCCGGAGAUGUGAACAAUGGGCUUACUCUAAACUUUUAUUGUGAACCUCUUCAUUCAUUUAUGCUGUCUUGUAGUUUAAAAGAAACACAGAAUGCUUUUAGGUGAUUUAGUUUUUUCUUUGUUGCCCCAAUUAGGCUAAUUAUCUUCAAGUGUUUGAGUUUGUAUCAGUGUUAUUAAUCAUAGUUAUUAUGUACCCGUUGCGCAGGAGAAAUAAAUCCGAUUGAUCAGUUCUUUUGGCAUGAAUUCGUCUUAAGAUAUUUGGAGAGCCUGUGUCUGCUUUUAUAGUUUUCAGUAGUUGACGAUUAAAACCUGAGCACAGCAAUAUGCAAGUUUUUAUUAAUCCCACUUUACUCAUGUUCAUUACUUUAAACUGGCAAAUUGCGUGUUGUGUUGUACCUUUUCCGCCUGGGUAAGCCGCGUCUGCUCUCGGCUGAGCAGAUAACUAAACGAAGCGCACAGCAUGACGUGCAAAGAAAAACAUCACGUUUUCAUUUAUAAACCAAUUUGUUCAAUCAGCAGCGUCAUCACUGUGUGAGUUAGUUUCCACGAGAGUAGCUCUAGUAGAAAAAGAGCUGUACUCAUCAUCUAGUGCUCCACUGCAAGAAAGGAACCAUGACAAAGGUUCAGUGUGCUGUUCUUAUUCUGGUGUACCUGGAGCUUUCCACAAGGGUUGGCACUGCCCCAAUCUGCUCCCAUGGACAGGCUGGAUGUCACACUCCUUCCCUGGCUGAUCUCUUUGACAGGGUCAUACAACAGUCUUCAAGAAUGCAUGGCAUCUCCAGUGAUCUGCACUCAGAAUUUGAGCGAUAUUUCUUUCCCAGCAAGAACCUCAUAGGAAAACGAAAGUGUCACACACAUGGCAUAGUGACACCAGCCGAUAAGGAGAAUGCACAAAGGCUAGGGAGAGAACAGCUGACACAGGUGAUCCUGAGCCUGCUGGGGGCCUGGGGGGACCCCCUAUUACAACUUUAUCGGAGCAUGUCUCAGGAUCAGAAUCAAGACUUCAAUCACUACAGCUCCAACAAGGUGCUGGAGAUAGGUGAUAUGGUGCAUGAGCUGAGGGAUGGAGUGGCAAAAAUGGCUGGUAAGAUGAAGCUUUCAGGAGUGCUUGGUAACACCGUGGGUUACAUCUCUCCUGAGGGUUUGGUCCCCUCUUCCUCCUUUUCCUUCUACAAGCAAGGAGAACUCAAUUCAAUCGACCAUCAUGACCUACUUUACUGCUUCCGCAGGGACUCCAACAAAAUCAAAAAUUAUCUCCAAAUCCUGAAAUGCACCACCCUCCCUGGACUAGACUGCUAAAAGUGAUAGCAUAGCAGUCGGCAUUAUCUUUCUUUCUUUUUUCUGACAGCUUUUGUUUCCUAACUUGCUUUUCCACACCAUGUUCUUACUGUGUGCUUACAUCCUUUGUGGUGCAUUUCACUUGUUCAUGUAGUGUAAAGGAUUGUGUGUGCCUCUCGCAUUAUUAAUGUUAGAGGUAAUUAAAUAAUUUUGCUUUGGAGCACUGAGCAUGAAAAGGUACAAAAAAAAAGAAUUUAAACAAAGAGAGCACGAGCUCUACAUAUUUAUAGAAACGGUAGAUGCUGUGUGGUAGAGUGAUCAUUAACAUGUAAAUGGGUUUCGCUCCAGACAGCCCAACACAUAAACAAUAUGGAAAUCAGGAUUCUUUCAUACGCUUUAUUUACAGUUGAUCUAUACACUCAAGAUGAUAGAAAAAAUAUUUUACAAGUUAUACUUAACAUUUGACUUUAAAAGGUUUUGGAGUGUGAGCAGGGUGUCUGUGUAAAGCUGACCAAAACAUGUAAACCAAAUAAAAAAAAAAGUCUGAUGCAUGAAA